UUGGCUUCUUUGUACUUAAACGUUUUCUCUCUACUUGGAUAUAUAAAUAAAUAUCUCUGCAAACCAAAACAUAGAGAGCAAAUUAACGAAGAGAGAGACAGAGACAUAUAGUGAUGAAGUGUUCUUCACUAUUACCUCAACUGGUCAUUCUGCUUUUGCUGAUUUGCGUCUUCCCUUGCCACAGCAAGUCAGCUCCGUUCUCAGUCACAGAACUUACACACGAAAACUCACAUGGACGAAGUCUAUACCAAUCGGCCAAACCUGCUAGUUUUAAAGUAAAAGUAAGAGCAUUAAAGGGUAAGGGACAAGCCCUAAAUAGCAAAGAAUCUUCAAGAAGCAUGGAGAAAACUCACCAGUUAGAAGGGAGGAGACUCAUGGGCAUAUAUUAUCCAAAUGCGGGUAUAAGAGCAGGACCUUCAAAAAGUGGACAGGGUGGUGGUCGCAAUCCCGUAGCCGCACCCUAAUACUUCUUCUGAUAUUACCCUAUAGGCAUGCGUAUGUAUUUAAGAUUUAAAAAAUUAUGUGUAACUUUAUGAUAUGUAACGUUUCAGUGUUUCUAAUAAAAGGUUUUAUCUAUCUUAA
Molecule: messenger RNA, 582 nt
Organism: Capsella rubella
Lineage: Eukaryota; Viridiplantae; Streptophyta; Magnoliopsida; Brassicales; Brassicaceae
Exons: 3
Coding region: 114-464 (116 amino acids)
Source: RefSeq, a predicted model, not a curated record